AUGACCACGUCGGCUCCUCAAUUGAGUAUCAAGACGUUUCUCAAUCCAUUUGAGCUUUACUCAGAUUCUCGUGGUCAUGGAUAUCAAGGCAGCUCUCGCAACGUUCGUCUAGGGCGUGUUACACCACCCGGAGGAGGUUCUAUAGCCAAGAGUGAGGAUGGAAUGAGAUGCGCUGUUACCGGGAAAGAAUCCUUGAGAAUAUUGCGAGUGUCUGAACCAUCGGAGAGUAAUAACCCUGACCACAAGUUCUCGGUGGGUCGUGGAGGCCAUCGUAUCGACGCGUCGCGCAAUUUCUGGGAUACAAGUGGGUUGAAGAUUGACAGUGCAAGUACCGACGUUGCUUGGGGACAUGGCCAGUUCAACAACAAGAUUCUUACCAGUGCUCGUAAUGGUGAGCUGAUCCUAUGGGAUCUAAACAAAUCUGGUGUUACAAAAUAUGAGAGGAGGACGAAGGACCAUAUCCGUUCUAUCCAUAAGAUGUCCGUGUCGCAUGUCGUGCACCAUUACUGUAUAACUGGAUCUGCUGAUGGACAUAUGCGCGUCUGGGACAUACGCGACUUGUCCAAGUCUAUAAUGAGAGUACAUCACCCGACGUCUGUUCGCAGUCUCGUUUUUUCGCCAAGUCUCUGGCAACCUUUGCAAGCCAUAGCUGGACUCGAUAAUGGGAGCAUAUAUCGGUGGGAUUUGCGUAUGGGUCAGCGGGGUUUGCUUGACAAGCUGCCUGUAGCUCAUACCGCUUCAGUCACGGCAUUGGACUGGUGCUCUGCUGCUGGCGCAGGACCUCAAGGAACAUCGGCUGUAGGUAUCACAGGCCAAGGGGAUCCAGGAUCCACCGGGUUAGGCUGGUUGGUGAGCGGCGGGCUCGAUCGAUGCGUCAAGGUAUGGGAUCUAACGUCUCCAGGUGCAAGCACACAUAUACCUCACAAGCCCACCUACACCCUUCACCCCUCGUUUGCGGUCCGUCGCCUGGCAUGGAGACCUGGCUAUGAAUGCGAAAUUGCUGUCGUUUCAACAACUGAGUUCGCCACCUCCUCAGUUGAUUCCUCAAAUGCCGGAUCAUCUGGUCUUCUCACAAGAACUGGGAGUGGGCAUGGGUUAGACCAUAUUAUGCGAGGCGCUCUUCCGGAGAGCAUUUAUCCAUCGAAAGACAAAAUGGGCGUGCAGACAGAUGUCAAAGCAUCGUCAUCUAUACCGUCUGUGGGAGACGCUGUUGAGAUCUGGGAUGCUCGUAGGGGAUGGCUAGCUAAAUGGUCAGUGAGGGGGUCUGCUGUCGAAGGUGGCGUCACAGACAUUACCUUUGGCGACUCACAUGCUAUUUGGGCACAACACACAAGCGGGUCGUUCUCCCAAAUCGAUUUACGCGACGCCACAAAACCUAUUGAUGCUAUACCUCGUGUUGCUACUACUUGGGAGGCUACGGGAUCUAUGGCUUUCGUAGUUGACAAGGCUGAUAGAUGGGAAGUCCCUUAUGAUGAUAUACAUCCUGAACGCAAGAAUGUUGUUGAUCUCCCCAAACCGUCUACUAAGGCGCUAGGCGAUCCCACAUUUAAACAAUCAACACAAACGAUUGGAACAUUUAGCGACUUUACAGAUACCGAUCUAGAAACAUUUACUACAUUGGCCAGGAGAUAUCUAUUCGAAGGUAGGACGAGGAAAGAUAUAUGUGCCUACAACGCUGGUGUGGCCUUUGGCGCUGGCCACGAAGCCGCCGCACAAAUUUGGCUUCUAUUAGGAGCAUCGUUGGCUGAGUAUAUCCCCGCUCAUCCACCUACACCACCGCCUUCGCCACCAACGAUACCCACUGAUCCCCCGGCUCCUACCACACAGCUCUCCCCAAGUAUCUCAACAAAUCUGACCGGCUACUCGUUUCCCACAUCUUCUACAAACAAAUCUGCGGAAUUAUCACCCUCGAUUCCUCAAAGAAUCAGUCCUGCUAGGAGAUCCACUAGUGGUUCGUUAUCUAGGGUAUCAAGUCACACCCCAUCCUCCUCAACCUCGCGUAGAUUGACACCUACCUCAUCUACAUCCUCUUCCCCUCGCCAUAUUCCCCUGUCGCUACCUCCAGUGACACCUCGCAGAGCAUCAUUUUUUGGCAGACGAGAAUCCAUUGAUUCAAGUUCAGUACCUCAUCCUUCAAUGCUUAGGCGACCUUCGAUUCCUCCCUCGCUUGCUAUCACAGCUAGCAGCCCUGGUGAUCGAAGCACACCUAGUCUACGGCAUGUGGGAGAGGGUGUUCUGGAUGAUUCUGAUUCGUCGGGAAGUGAAGAAGACCCUGAAGGGGAGGAAACAGCUGCAGCUAACUCCAGUGACGGAGAAGGAGUUAAUACCAGUCGUUCAGAGCAAACACAGACAGCACCUCGAAACAUUCCCACACCAAGUCCACUAUCGAGAAUUGCAGGGCACCAGGCUUGGACAGAGGACGAGGACGAUGGAGGAACGGAUCAUGAAGAUGAUGCAUACUCACCAUCACCUCAGUCAUCAACUGAUAGUGACUCGCAUGGCUCGAGUUCACCAGAUACGCGCUCAAAGUCUGUCAAGGCUACUCGUCGCGGUUCAAAUCACUAUAAAUCGAGGAGUAGGAGUUCCACCGUUGCUUCUCUUGCUGCUCCUCCACCCCGACCUUUAUCCCGUCAAAAUUCUCGGAGUAGCAUACGUACAGUUACCGGUCCCGAUGCACCCGCAAGAGAUCAAGAAGAUAGCAAUUCUGUACAUCGCCAGGGACCCCCUGUGAAUCCUGCACAGGAUCCAAAAACUGGUCACCACCGUCAUAAAUCGACAACGGUAUCUGAAAUGAUUGCGAACUCGACUAAACCAAGUACCCCUGCUGUCAGAGUAGUUGACAUUCCCGCUCAGACAGAUGUUGACAUUCAGAUGACUGAACGGAGGAUAGAGAUAAUCAAGCUCGACGAUAACAGGUUCAAAGCGACGACAUUAAAAGCAUUGGAGCGGGCAUUAGAACAAUUUGCUGAAGAAGGAGAUGUGCAAAUGUGUGCCAUGCUGGCACUCGUUGCCCCAGAAGAACUGCAUAUCCCAAGGUCAAGAGUGAGACGCUUCUUAGACUCGUAUAUUGCUAAACACCGCACAGAGAUUCUUACGCGUCUCCGAUUGCAUACAUGCGCUGCAUAUCUUCGCAAGUACUGCGACCACGAAGAUAUUCGCAAACCCACGUUAAUGGGGACGACGAUUUACACGUCGUGCGGUAAAUGUCGGAAACCUCUGCUCGUUCCGGCUGGUAGCUUCAGUGGCAGAGUAAUUAACCAGGGUGCAUUCUCCUUUUGCCUGGGCUGUAAAUCAUCUGUGGUUAUGUGCUCUAUAUGUCGUCUCCCGGUUCGUGCGCUCCUCUUCCAGUGUUCUGUGUGCCACCAUGGUGGCCAUCAAGCAUGUUACCGCCAGUACUACCUUCAACAGCCCAUGGUGGACCUUCCUUCUUCUUUUGUCCCGGCCAGCGAUUCCAGUCGUGGAAGGGCAUCUGUACGUAUUGCGUCGACAUCCGUUGAGGAUGAUGCAGGAUCCACCGCAGAUACGUCAGGUAUACCUAGCCCUGAACAACCCCACCAUCCAAAAUCACUUGCAGGCCACCCAUGUGCCGCCGGAUGUGGCCAUUUUUGCUGGGCUGCAAAUAAAGAAUGGGAAGAAUUGCCCUAG
This is a messenger RNA of Psilocybe cubensis, 3645 nucleotides long. RefSeq lists its product as uncharacterized. Bases 1 to 3645 code for a protein of 1214 amino acids. Gene Ontology annotation, molecular function: protein binding. The transcript is spliced from 12 exons. Gene Ontology annotation, biological process: positive regulation of TOR signaling. The record is from RefSeq and is a predicted model, not a curated record. NCBI's taxonomy places the organism in Eukaryota, Fungi, Basidiomycota, Agaricomycetes, Agaricales, Agrocybaceae.